This is a messenger RNA of Monodelphis domestica (gray short-tailed opossum), 1620 nucleotides long. It is a transcript of the gene FOXI2, whose product is annotated as forkhead box I2. Gene Ontology annotation, biological process: anatomical structure morphogenesis; regulation of transcription by RNA polymerase II; cell differentiation. NCBI's taxonomy places the organism in Eukaryota, Metazoa, Chordata, Mammalia, Didelphimorphia, Didelphidae. The record is from RefSeq and is a predicted model, not a curated record. Gene Ontology annotation, molecular function: RNA polymerase II cis-regulatory region sequence-specific DNA binding; DNA-binding transcription factor activity, RNA polymerase II-specific.
ACGGCCAGGAUUCCAUGGGCCCGACAUGCAAGUUGCGGGGCAGCCGUCAACUAGCCAGCAGCACCCCCCCAGCGCCCAGGAGCUGCUCGAUCUGGCUGUCUACGGGGAGCACCUGAGCCUCUACCAGCCGGGGCUCCCCCAGCACGGCCCGCCCAGAGCCCCCGCGGCGCCCCCCACCGUCUUGGGGCUGUCCGACUACGGCGGAGCGGGGGCCAACCCUUAUCUGUGGCUCAAUGGGUCGGGCCUCAGCACGCCCUCGUACCUGCCCAGCUACGGCGGCCCCGGCCAGCGCGGCUUCCUGCCCGCCUCGUCCGGCUUUGGGGCAGCGGCGGCGGCCGAGCUCACCUGGUUGUCGCUGUCCAGCCAGCAGGAUCUCCUGAAGAUCAUGCGGCCGCCUUACUCGUACUCGGCGCUCAUCGCCAUGGCCAUCGAGAGCGCCCCCUACAAGAAGCUCACUCUGAGCCAGAUCUAUCAGUACGUGGAGGGCACCUUCCCCUUCUACAAGAAGAGCAAGGCCGGCUGGCAGAACUCCAUCCGCCACAACCUGUCCCUCAACGACUGCUUCAAGAAGGUGCCCCGGGACGAAGACGACCCAGGGAAAGGAAAUUACUGGACCUUGGACCCCAACUGUGAGAAAAUGUUUGAUCAUGGGAACUUCCGGAGAAGGAGGAAACGGCGGGGGGAACCCAAUGGGACAGGGACACCAGGAGCUCUCUGUAAGUCUGAAGACAGUAGCUCUGGGACCCUCAAAAAGCCAUCAGAGAACAUCGUUGAGUCAACUCCCUCCGAGCUACUUAGCCCACCCAACUCUGGGACCGAGUCCAAGCCUCCCCUACCACCUAUGGAGCCCAGCCCAUAUUUCUCCAGCUUUGCUUCCACCAUGGGAGCCCCCGCUAAUGACUGUGGAGCCUUCCCCAGACACCUCACAGGAAUAGGAGGUGGCCCAGUGGGAGACUUAGCUCUGGGAAGACAAGGGAGCUCUGGCUUCAGCUCCUACUCACCUUGCUCCAGUAUGGUGCAUGGUGUAGAACCUGGCCCUCAGGCUCAGACCCAACCCACAAAUAGUCAUGGCACUGGCUUUCAUAAUUUCUGUGUCAACAACUUGAUCUAUAACAGAGAAGGGACUGAGGUUUAAAGAGAGGGCUUCCUUCCUAAGUGAUAGCUCCUCUUAUUAUCCCCAUUUUACAGAUGAAGAAACUGAGAUAAAGAAGUGACUUUCCCAGGGUCAUCUCACAAAUAGUUAAUGUCUAAAGUGAGAUUUGAACCCUGGUCUUUCUGACUCUAGGCCCAAUGCUCUAUUCAGUGUGUGAAUAGCUGCAUUUUGGCCUUGGAAAUUUAUCCCAAAACCCCCUCCCCAUUAAAUCCAGAAAAUCUCAUCCUUGUGGGAUUUAUGAAUGAGGCUAGUUCUUUUGGGCCUGUGUAGGCUAGUAUCAUCCUUUCAUCAAUGAAGGAAUGAGAGAAAUGGCCUCUAAGGUCAUUGUCCCUUCUCUGUUCAAACCUUUUCUGAUUUUGCCAUCUGGUGAACAGUUCAGGAUUUCCAAACACCUGUUCCGGUAGAAGGGGGUGGCACUAUAGUGAUUUCUUCCCCUUUAAAUGAAAUAGAACUAUUUUGCAUUUUCA